AUGGCUUUGAAAAAAGGAAAAUGGAGUCCUAAGGAAGAUCAGAAGUUGGUCUCUUAUAUUAGCAGAUAUGGCAUUUGGAACUGGAAUGAGAUGCCAAAAGCUGCUGGAUUGCCAAGGACAGGGAAAAGUUGCAGGCUUCGCUGGAUGAAUUAUCUCAGGCCAUUUAUAAAGCAUGGAAACUUCAGCAAGGAAGAAGAGGAGACCAUAGUCAAGCUGCAUGAAAUGAUGGGGAAUAGGUGGUCUGCAAUUGCAGCCAAAUUGCCUGGAAGAACAGAUAAUGACAUAAAAAAUUACUGGAACUCCAAUUUAAGGAAACGCUCGAGGAGCACAGCAUCUGCAACUAAAUUGGAUAGGCUUCAAACUUGCGGAGUGCAGCCCAAGACGGAGAAGCAUCUCUCCAAAGGAACUGUUCCAAAAGCGAUGGUUGCAGAAAGCUCUAAGGAGAUCCCAAUUUCAUCAAGUUCUAACGUGGUCAGCGAAAUUGAUAAAAACCGAGGUAUAGAUCAAAAUAUUUUUGCUGGGUUAUCUAAAGUUUCUGGGCACUUCAAAAGCUUACAGGGGCAAUCGUUUUCAAUGGAAGGACUGCAUAGAAUGGAGGAUAAAGGAGAAACUCUCUACCCUUUUGCUUCUGGUAGUGACUUAUUUGGCUGUUUUUCUCCUUUGUCUUAUGAUAACAAGGCACUAGAUCCGGAGAAUAUUGAUGUUUCUGGAGAGCUCCAGUUUUAUAGUUUGUGUGGGCAACAAUUUCCAUUGGAAGGCUUUCACAUAGUGGAGGAUAACAAGGCAAACAAGUAUCCGAUUUGGCAUGAAGAACCUGUUCAUUCAUAUAAUUGCCACGAUGAUUUAUUUAAAUAUCCUGCUUUUUGGUCUGAUGAAUACCAGCAUCCACGCCCAUUAAUGGAAGACUUGUACACCGCAAAUGAUAAGAGGGAGGUUGAAGGGCGUGCACAUCCAUUUGAAGAUUGUCCUCCAUGGUAUGAUGGAAAUCAAAUUUCCGGAGAAGUUCAAUUUCUAUGGGAUUAUCAAGUUUCAUUGGAAGGUUGUCAAAUGGCGGAGGAAAAUGGGUUGCGCAAUUCCAUUGUUGUGACCAUAUCUGUCGUUGGUGUUGUAGCGAGCGCUUCUGGUUUCACGCUCUGGUUUCCACAAGAGAACUGCUUCUUAAGAGAGGACCUCUCCUUAGUUGUGGAUGGAAUUAAAUCCAUAAGGCCUAUCUCAUCAAGUCAUUCAACAAUCUUCUGGUAUCCCCCAGCUCAAAAUUUUGUUAAAUGGAAUGUGGAUGCUUUGACAUUGGGCAAGCCUGGACCUGCUAGAAUUAGAGGGGUGCUCAAAACCUCAACAGGGAGGAUUAUUAUCGAAUCUGACUCUUCUAACGUGAUUACAUGGAUUUACUGUUCACCAGAUAAUAGGCCAUGGAGUCUUCAGCGGGAAUUCAACAUCAUUGAUAAUUUAAGAAUGACAAUAGGGUGCAUUUCUUUUCAACAUGUGUUGUGUGAAGGAAAUCAUGUUGCUGACAGUCUAGCAAAGCAAGGGCUUGUGGGUAGUUAUUUGGCUGCUGAUUCUUCUCUACCUGAUGAAAAUUGGUUAAAUUGUUGCUCUGGGUGUCCUCAUGCUUCCUGGGCUACUGGUUGUAUCAUCUUGGAUGCUAGUUAUAUUCUUCUAGUUUUUGCAAAAAUGUAUGCUCAUUACAACAAUUGGGCUACUGCUGCUUUUUGGGUGCUACAAUUCCUUUUUGCUCUUUGUUGCUGGUUGGUUUGA
This is a messenger RNA of Hevea brasiliensis (rubber tree), 1755 nucleotides long. RefSeq lists its product as uncharacterized. The record is from RefSeq and is a predicted model, not a curated record. Lineage: Eukaryota; Viridiplantae; Streptophyta; Magnoliopsida; Malpighiales; Euphorbiaceae. The transcript is spliced from 9 exons. Bases 1 to 1755 code for a protein of 584 amino acids. Gene Ontology annotation, molecular function: nucleic acid binding.